Messenger RNA from Exaiptasia diaphana, 2054 nucleotides. RefSeq names its product palmitoyltransferase ZDHHC6. Bases 176 to 1330 code for a protein of 384 amino acids. The record is from RefSeq and is a predicted model, not a curated record. Gene Ontology annotation, molecular function: palmitoyltransferase activity. Gene Ontology annotation, biological process: protein palmitoylation. Gene Ontology annotation, cellular component: Golgi apparatus. The transcript is spliced from 12 exons. Lineage: Eukaryota; Metazoa; Cnidaria; Anthozoa; Actiniaria; Aiptasiidae.
UCGUAGGGCAAAAAUGGCGGUGACUUGAUUUGAUUUGGGAAUGUUUUGGCGUUGUCUUCAACUAGAUCUAUUAUUGAGCGAUGCCAUGUAAUAAGCUGAAAUUAAAACCUAACACAAGACAAGGAAGAAGAUGAUCAUUCAGYAAUGAUCUUACAACUUUGACGAUAAAAGAAAUAUGCCUAGAGGGGUGUGCCACUGGGGGCCAAUCUUGGCCCUGUCAAUCAUAACGAUACUGUUUCUAGGUGGUCUGUAUUGUAUGCCGUUUGUAUGUCCUCCAUGGGAAUCACUUGGUGGUGCCAUACAGCUGGUMGUCUAUCUGACGUGGCUUGUUUUGAUAGUGAUGAAUUUUCUCAAAGCAAUCUGGCUUGGACCAGGAUAUGUUCCUGUAAACUGGAGACCACCAGAASAAGAAGAUGAAAAAUGUCUUCAAUAUUGUCAUAUAUGUCAAGGUUUCAAAGCACCAAGAGCCCAUCACUGCAGUAAAUGCUCAAGAUGUAUAAUGAAGAUGGAUCACCAUUGUCCGUGGAUUAAUAACUGUGUGGGACACAAAAAUAUGAAGAGUUUUACACUAUUUUUAUUCUUUGUUCCYCCUGGCUGUCUUCACUGUGCUGUGAUCUUGGCCUGGUGCAUUUAUAACCAGCUUUAUAUGGUAACUGACUAUAGACAUUAUAAGUACAGUAGCCAGUUAAUGCCACUGGGAGUAUACGAAGUUAUUGCUUUAAUGUUCUGUUUUGGUUUGUCUAUUGGUGUUACCAUAGCUGUAGGACUGUUAUUGUAUUACCAGUGCAAAGGAAUAAAGGACAAUGAAACAGCCAUAGAAGCAUGGAUUGUAGAGAAGUCCUGCAGGCCUAGGCCUCAUGGAGAAGUGUUCAUCUACCCUUAUAACCUUGGAUUCAAAGAAAACUUCAAACAGGUGAUUUUCCACAGAGGUGACUACCAAGGUGAUGGUAUCACGUGGCCUGUUUUACCAGGCUGUACUCAAUACACACUUACUAUUGAACAGUUGUGGCAGAAGGAAUUAAAGAGAAACAGAACAGUUCCAUUCCGUGUUGUUAAACAUUAUAAUGGUAGUGUUAUAGCAUGUAGAGAGGGUUUAAGAACAUGUAUAUCUACACCRUGGUCUGAUGAACAUAGAAUGGCUGUAGUCAAGGAUGAUGUCAUAUUGGUAACUAGGUGGAGAAAGUACUGGUUGUAUGGAGAGAAGACAAUAACUGAUUCAAGUAGAAUUCAAGUAGGAGUGAAUAUGGAGAAAGGAUGGUUUCCAAGACACUGUGUGAUCAGAGAAUCAGAACAUCAAAAUGGCUUUCAAAACAUUAAAAAAGCCGACUGAAUCCAUGUCUAAAAUUAACAUAUAAAUCUGAAAUCCAUACAUUGUCAAAUGAAUUUUUUUUAAUGUAAUAAUUAUUAAAUAACUUAUUAUUAAUUAACAUGAACUUACUCAAAACAUGGUUGAUAUACACCCUUUUAAUAAGUCUUGAGGUAUUAUGUUCACAGGAUACUAAAGCGCAUACACUCAAUCUUUGAAAAAUGAGCAGUAUACACCCUUUUAAUAAGUCCCGAGGUAUUGUGUUCUCCGCACUUGAACCUGAGCAAUUGUAAAUAAAUGGAUUGCCAGUUUUUUAUUAUACCUGGAUGAUAAAAUUGCGUUGUUUUUUUGUGUCUAAUUGACUGCACUUCAAUAGUCAAAUAUCUUGAUUUCACUCUAGACAGUGUAAACAUGUUUUGUACAAGUUUGCAAAUAAUUAUAAUCACCUAUUACUUUUAGUCUAGUUAUCAAUCUCUCUAAUUGACAAUAAAUUAUGUAUGUUCACAAUAGAGUGAAAACACUAAAUGUGUGCAACACUUUGCACUACUUACUACAAAACAGUGUUGAUAAAACAAUAGAAAACAAUAUAAUUAGCAUAAAUUAGYAGUAUUUAGUGGUAGUUAUGUUGCACAGUUUCAGUGUUUGUACUCUAGAGUGAACGCACUUAAUCUGUGCAACUGUACAAAAUCUAAGUAGUACUAAUUUGUACUAAAAGUGGACCUGAAGCAAUACGGUAUUGAAUGCUAUA